Molecule: messenger RNA, 3588 nt
Organism: Drosophila teissieri
Lineage: Eukaryota; Metazoa; Arthropoda; Insecta; Diptera; Drosophilidae
Gene: Rsod
Exons: 10
Coding region: 21-3482 (1153 amino acids)
Biological process (GO): superoxide metabolic process
Molecular function (GO): metal ion binding
Source: RefSeq, a predicted model, not a curated record
GCAGCACCAGAACCAGAACCAUGGCUCCAGGUGGUCAGCUUUUGUGGCUGGCUUCCGUCUGCUGGAUUGCAUCACUAAUGAGUGGCGCUGAUGCACAGCAUCUGAUCGCCUACAUCUCGCAAAGAGGUCUGCACGGAGAGAUCACUUUUCGGCAAAUGAAUGCCACCACGGUGGAGAUCAAGGCCAAUCUGGAGGCCACUCUGCAGUACCCCGACCAAGUUUGGAGUUGGGCAGUACGUCGCUUUCCCGUGGACUACUCCAACACUGAUCCCGACGAGCGCUGCGAACUGAGUCGCCUGGGAACGCAGGUACUGUCCUUUGAUGAGGACUUGGAGUACCUGGUGCUGCCCGGCAAUGAGACUUCCACCUGGGAGCGGAACAUGCAGUUGAUUGGGGAUCGCGGUAUCUGGGGCAAGUCCCUGCUGCUCACAGAGGUGAACGCCAAUGCACGCAUCUGUGCCACCAUCACCACCAUCCAGAGUUCAGUGGAGCACAUGGCAGAGGCUCGUUUCAAUACUCCAGUGGCCGGAUCCGUCCACUUCCGCUGGCUGGCGCCGGCGGAGGGAGCUGUUGGGGAUACGCUAAUCUACUCGGAUCUUUACCACAUCAGGGCGCAACCAGCUGCGCUGGAGGAGGACAGAAGUCAGGCUGGACCGUUCACCCAGCACCACUGGAAGAUCUAUGUGACGGACAUCUUCAAGCACGACCACCAUCGCACGGAGGACAACUGCAACUUCCUGCAGCAGGUUUUCGAUCCCCAGGGAAGUGGAGCUGGCAAGGGCAUUGGCGAUCUGGACGCACGUCUCGGCAGGAUUGGAGUGGCCAAGAAUGCCCUUCGUUCGCCACAACGCAGCGUUUUUAGGGAUGCCCAGUUGGCUCUGCUGCCCUCGGAUCUUACCAUUCCGCAUAGAACCCUCUACCUGGUACUCUUUGACAACCAACAUCCAGACUCGUACCUCGCGUGCACCAAGAUUCGCCAUGUCCAACCUUUGACCCAUAAAACUUUCAUCAACUCGGGUGGAGUCAAGGGAGAGGUUACCUUCAUGCAGCGCUCCAAGUUCGACCCCACUUUCCUCAACUUCACCUUGGAAGCACCGCUUUCGCAGCAUGUGAGUCGCAAGUUCGCCGAAGAUGUGGCCGCCUUUCGGAUUCACAGUCUGCCGCCGGUGCCGUCGAGAAUGGGUCACGAGGACUACUGCCUGACCACCGGGGACAUGCAUAAUCCCCGGGAGCUAAGCGAGAAUAUACCACCACCCGGCUAUGGAACCCAGGAGCAGUAUCCCGUGGGCGAUCUCUCCGGGAAGCUGCAGGGUCGCAAUAAGGGCUAUUGGCAUCAGUAUGUCUUGCCCGGGACGAGUUCCGAGUUGAAUGGCCUCUACUGGGACGUAUUCCUGCCCCUUCAGGGACGCCAAAGCAUUGCCCAAAGGAGCCUGGUCAUCUACACCUUCAAUCGAUCGAACGUCACUGACAUUACAAAGAUGAUCUGGGGCUGUUCGAGCCUAAGUCAAUACCAACGAAAUGGGAUCUACCAGCAGAACAUGGUUACGGCUCAGGUCCUUUUCCGCUAUCCCGUGGUGGGUCGAGUCAUAUUCCGGCAGCCGGCGGAGCAGCCUUGGCAGGAUACCACCGUGCUAUUCGAGUACCUCAUCCAGGCGGAUGGCUCCACGCAGAACACCACCCACGAUCAUCGUUGGGCGAUCCAUAGCAAUGCACCCGGAAAGGACUUCUACGACUGGCAACAGAGAUGCAUUUCCGCAGGACCUGUGUAUAAUCCCUUCCGCGUGGAUUGGGGCAAUCGCAGUGUGGACGACUUCUGCCAACCCAGCAUACCCGCCAUGUGCCGAGUGGGUGCCAUGGAUGCCAGAUCGGGCACCCUGACCAUCGCUGGAGGCAGAAGAGUGGCCCAGAAAAUAAGUAGGAAAAUGUUUGUGGAUGGCAAUCUGCCACUCUCCGGCAGACACAGUAUCCUGGGUAAGUCCCUGGUUAUCUAUGAGGAUAGUGGACCCAAAGCCAGAGGCGAGCGAUUGGCUUGUUCCGCCGUGAUUGGUCAUUUCCGGCGGAAGGUGGUGGCCAAGGAGUGGUACGCAAACGGAGACUCGUUGACAGUCAGCGGCCGGGUGGAGAUCACCCAGCAAUCGGAGUAUGAUGUCAGCAAUGUGGAGGUGCAACUCAAGGGACUGCAGGAUAACACAGGAUACCACAUCCAUAGGACACCCGUGGAAGCGAACUUGGCCUUUCCCUGCGAGGCGUCCACUCUAUAUGGUCACUGGAAUCCCUUCGACGUCAGUCCAAAGUCAUCACCUCCUCCCAAGAGGGGAACCACCGAUCAGUAUGAGAUGGGAGAUCUGAGUGGAAAGUUCGGAGGUCUUGAGGGGGUAACCCAGUUCGAGGAUUCCUACAACGACACGAAUCUUCCACUUUUUGGAUACAACAGCAUCAUUGGAAGAUCUGUGGUUAUUCAGAAGAAGCAGAAGAAUGCCCGAUGGGCCUGCAGUACUCUGGAGCGUGGCUACAGUCCCAGUGAGGCCAGGGAACUGAGGGCCAUUGCCUCGUUCCAUCAUCCCACUGGUUACGCCUACGGUUACAUCAAGAUGACGCAGCUCAUCCACAACGAUGGCAGCCAGUCGGAGACGGUGAUCGAGGUUAAGUUACGGCAUCCGGGCAAAAACGAUCGCAACUCUACGCGAAACCACAACUGGCAGAUCUUCGUCAAUCCCGUGGGCGUGGAUGCAGCCGUCAAGCCCACAAUUACGCGCUGUGUGGCCGGUGGAUAUGUUUGGAAUCCAUACUACACCCAGCUGGCGGAUCCCCUGAAUCUGGAUCUCUAUGAGCAGGAGUGCAGUCCGGAUAAUCCUUUGCGCUGCUACGUAGGCGAUGUGGGCGCCCGUCUGGGAACAAUAGAUCUUGGAGGUGAGCGCGUUGUGCUGACCGACUCCAACUUUCCCCUGGAAGCUCCCGUAGGAGCCAUUGGGCGUUCCAUUGUAAUUUUUGGACCUGACCACUCCCACGAGCGGUUUGCUUGUGCGAACAUAGAACCCGAUCAUAACGUCAUUAAGUACAUAAACCUACAGAAGCCACCCCGCUUCGUAGUUGCCCAGUUUCUGGAUGAGCUGCGAUCGGUGAUGGGCAUUCCGGAAUGGAUGCUGGAUGUGGAUGCGCGUAAGACCAAGGAACUGCAUGGUGGAGCCUGCAUCCAGAUGAUCAUCCACUUCAAGGGGCCACUGGCCCACAGAUUGGAGCUGGAUAUGUCUCGAUUGAUAGCCGCCGGAAGAUUGGAUGCCCCUAGUCUGUUCAUUCCCGGCUACGUGAACCAAAAGCGAAAGGCGACCAUUUCCUAUCGUACCUGUGGUGUCAGGGAUACCAACGAAAAACGCACCAAGAACUUCAAGGGUGGCUUUUACUCCUCCAGCUCAGCUCCAAGCGAACCAAAGCCCUUAGUAUUAGCCUUCGUAGUCAUCGGCUUAGCCUUUAGGUUCCUCUAACUCGACGUUGUAAUGUAAUUUUGUAUAAUACUCAAAGCGAUGUAAAAUACCACAGUAGUCACUAGAUUAGCAACUACAUUUCUGUAAAUUAUUGUACAUUUUAUGA